AUGGAUGUCCAUGGAUACCCCGUGUCGGUGAAUGGAACCGGUUCCGGUGUGGACGCUACGUUCUCGUCCACCACCAUCUCGAUCUCACCCCUUGUCAGCGCGCGAGUGCAGACUGUGUCCAAGAUGACGGAUUCAAGCGGUGCGUGGCCGCACGUGACAACAUACCAGACACGCUGGCUGGACAACGAUCAAUAUGGCCACCUCAACAACUCGGCGUACUACCUCGUGGCGGACUCGGUGAUCAAUGCGUUUCUCAUCGAAAAGUGCGGUAUCCAACCGUUCAUCCAUCCCACCGAUCCUGCGCCGGCGUCGGCGUCGAGCACGGACGAGAAGCAGUCGCGCGACGUGGUCGGGCUGGUGAUCAGCAACUCGUGCCGCUACUUUGCAUCCUGCUCGUUCCCGGCGCCGCUACGUGUCGGACUGCGCGUGGUCAAGCUGGGAACGAGCUCGGUGACGUACCAGGUCUCGAUUAGCGAGCAUGGCCAGCACGGCCAGCACGGCGAGCAAGGCGAGCAAGGCGCCCAGCAGGCGGCGGCGCUCAUCACAUCCACGCACGUGUUUGUCGAUAGGAUAACGAGGCGGCCGGCAACGAUGCCCAAGCAGCUCAGAGCACCGCUCGAGGGCCUGCUGGUCAAGAUUGCCGAGGAAGAAAAGGCAAAGCUGUAG
Molecule: messenger RNA, 666 nt
Organism: Moesziomyces antarcticus
Lineage: Eukaryota; Fungi; Basidiomycota; Ustilaginomycetes; Ustilaginales; Ustilaginaceae
Product: thioesterase
Exons: 3
Coding region: 1-666 (221 amino acids)
Cellular component (GO): mitochondrion
Molecular function (GO): fatty acyl-CoA hydrolase activity
Source: RefSeq, a predicted model, not a curated record